AUGAAGAUUGUGUUCUAUGCCAUAGGAUCCCGUGGAGAUGUACAACCAUCUUGUGUUCUUGUGACCGAGGAAAGAUUGAAAUAUUUGGUAGACCAAUUUGAAGGAUUGGAAUUUUGGCCGGUUCAAGGUGAUGGCUGCAAACCACUAUUUGAUUGUCAAAUGCAGUCGAUGCUCAACGAUGAUGUGAACCGUAACCUGGAAUAUGUAUAUAACGAACGCAAGAUACUGGAUCUAUGCACACCGGGAAGACUACAAACAUUCUACGAUGCAUCGACCGAUGUCGAUAUGAUCGUUCCAUCGGCACUCACAAUUACCGAAGCUGUAUGCGUUAUGUCUUUUACUAAAUAUAAUGUAAUUGAAGUUGAAAGAGUUGAAAAAUGGAGAGCAAAUGAAUUAAAACUUGGCACUUUGAAAGAUCCAUUUAGGUUCAUGUCUGAACAAAAUCAAAAUGUGAUACUUGCCUUUUCAGAGAGACUGUUGCCCGGUGACAAGGUGCCAAGUGACUACUUUAGCAAAUGGCAUCUGACAGGCUUUUUGUUCCCCAAGCCCAACGUGUUCAAGGUGCCCGACAAGAUCCUGAGGUUCCUAGACAAUGGCAAGAAGCAGCCGAUUGUGUUUAGUCUGGGGAGCAUGCCCACGCCAAACCCACUCAACAUCUACACGACACUCAGAUCGGUGGUGCGCAAGUUGUCGACGCAAGUCAUCAUCAUCAAGGGCUGGACAGUGUUUGACGACAUGCAAGACGACGAAUCAUGUAUAUUUGUAGAUGCCAUCGACCACAAUUGGCUAUUCAAGCAAUGUAGUUGCAUCAUCCACCACGGAGGUGUAGGAACGACUGCUGCCGCCUGGAAAUCGGGUACACCAAGUCUGGUGACAUGGAUGUACUUUGACCAACCAUUCUGGGGCAAACGAACCACUGAAAUCGGGUGUGGCAAGUCUCUUCGUCUCCAAUCAAUCAACGAAACCAACCUUUACAACUCUUUGAAGGAGAUCCUUCAGAAUCCAUCCUACAAGGCUAGAGCUAUGGAGGUGGCUCAUGAAACCAACAAAACCGAUGGUGCUGCUCAAGCUGCAAACAUUAUCGAACAAUCUUUUCAACAAUAUCAACAACAUCAACAUUUACAAUCUGAUUGUUCAACUACCUCUAAAAUGAAUGAUGAUAAUAAUAUUAAUAAUAAUAAUAUGCAUCUACUUGUUGGUGAUAGUAAUAUAAAUAAUAAUACACUUCAAUUGAGUAAAUCUGUAACAACUUUAAUAUCAUCAUCUCCGGUUGAUUCUCCAACCUAA
Molecule: messenger RNA, 1287 nt
Organism: Cavenderia fasciculata
Lineage: Eukaryota; Evosea; Eumycetozoa; Acytosteliales; Cavenderiaceae
Gene: ugt2
Product: putative glycosyltransferase
Exons: 4
Coding region: 1-1287 (428 amino acids)
Molecular function (GO): UDP-glycosyltransferase activity
Source: RefSeq, a predicted model, not a curated record